Drosophila melanogaster (fruit fly) is the source of this 4045-nucleotide messenger RNA. RefSeq lists its product as uncharacterized. The coding region runs from base 229 to 3891 and encodes 1220 amino acids. The record is from RefSeq and is marked reviewed. NCBI's taxonomy places the organism in Eukaryota, Metazoa, Arthropoda, Insecta, Diptera, Drosophilidae. The transcript has 8 exons.
UUGAAUUCGACCAGAACAACAAGUGUCCUAUUUAAAGCCGCGGGUGGUUAGCCAGGUGUAAGGAAUCUUGGCUUUUAAUAUACAUAUUGCAUUGACACAACAACCAACCGAGAAGCCCCCAUAUGCUUGCUGAUCUAGUGCAGAACCUAUGCGAAAUUGUAGUUGAACGGCGUGGCACCGAGAGAAUUUUUGUUGUGAGUGUACUUUUUUUGUAUUAUGCAAGGAAAAAUGCCGAUUGACAGAGCACGAGGCCGGCAAAGGAACCGCAAUAGAAAUAUGCCGGAAACUCUCCUCGAGAACCAUUUGCAAAAGCUUUUCAAGGAGCAGGAGCUACUUCACCAGCUACUAAUCAGCAAUCGUCCCGGAAUAAAGACCCAGUCGGAAAAUCUUGACGGCGAAAGUAUCGAUGAUGAAAAUUUGCCAGGUUUUAAGGAGAAGGAGGUGGGGGAAGACCGAAAGGAGCCACAGAACUAUCCAAUCCUCGCCGAAAUGGUGGACUCAUCGAUUCCUCCGAAAUUAGAAGAUCUUCCAAAACUUCCAUCACGAAGGUAUCCAUAUUGCAGGAACCAAAGCUUGAUCCCAAUGCCCAUUUCGGUGGGCAACUGCACACAACCCAAGGUAAUGGGCCAGGGCUUCGACACGCCCUUUCUAUACCCCGAAUUUAUUUCCAAAAACGAGGAAAAUCGCGUAAAGUACAUCUUAAGUUUGGUGGAUAGUCUGGUAUUGCAAAUAGAGCGAUUAUUAAAAUUGAGCGAGCAUUCUAUGCCCAAAGAAGACAUUAAAAAGCCCUCCACUGGAGCUGUACCAAAAUCCAGGCCUAAACAGGAAUUCCAAACAGAUCAGAUGGGCCAUGCAAACUAUACCAUUACUGUCAAUUCUCGUUUUAAAAAGCCAAGGCAACACAAUCCAUCCAAAAAACAUCGUUUGGCCACAAGUAAUACAAAUUCGUACAAUAAAUUGCCGGACAUAAUCGAUUUGGAUUGUGAGUUCGGAAUGGAGUAUAUAGAAAAGUUUCGAGCCAACAACUUUCGAGAUAAUUUUAGGACCAAAGCCGUGUUCGAUAAUCAAGAAAUAUACACUGAUACUACGGAUUCGAUUGGAAUAAUGGCAGAGGAUGAAGAAGAUCUAAACGAACCCCAGAUAACUAUUAUUUCGACCUCCGAAACCUCUAGCGACAUAUCGUUCCUUGAAAUUGCGAUGGCCAACUCAUUCCAAACAAAGAGAAGAUGUAAGAAGACACAAGAUGACACCAGCGCUUUUCGACCAAGAACACCCAUUACUAGACCCUCUACUCCCAUCGAUGAUGAUGUUCCCAGUACAUCGGCACAGGCUAAAUUUUAUCAGCCAUUUAAAGGUCCAUCGGAUACCGAGGAGAGCGAAUCAAGUGUCUUAAACAUGUGGCAACUAUUAAAAGCCGAUGGUAAGUCACGAAAAUAUUUCAAUAACAUUCAAAGAGACAUCGCGACGACCACACAACCAAACGAAUUGGAGGAUUGGCAAUCGGAUAUCGUCUUGUUUAUUAGAGAAUUUAAUAAUGCAAAACGAAGGCGACGACAAGCAAAUAAGUACAAAUAUCAGAAAUUACCACCUUUAGAUCGAAAGUCAGUGAUGAAAGUGAAGAAAAAAUCUCUUUCUGUAGACUCUUUUGUGUCUACAGAAAGGUCAAACGUGUGCUCAAAAUUCUGUAGAGAAUAUAAAACGCAAAAAGAAUGGUUUAACGCGGAACGCAAGUUUAAAAGACUUCAGUACCUAUUAUUUUAUAGACCACAAGAUCUCUUCGAGCCCAGGAUAAAAUGGACCGAAAAAGUACAGUGUGGCAUUCCACGCAGAUGUCUCAAUGUUAUUCGUAACCAAACCAUACCGGUGCAACCUAAAAACAUGCAAAAAAUAGACAUACCCCAUGGUCCUGUUGAAGAAAAAAAGGUCCCAGAUAAAAAUCCCGAUCAGGAUUUCAGGUCACUAGAAAGAGGUGAAUGGUUAAAGAGACUUUUAAUAGACAAAGGUCGCUUGGGUCAAUAUCAGAGGUUGGAGCAUUUGAUAACACCAGAGAAUCCUCUAAAAGCCAUUUACUUACCGAUUCUCCAUCGAGUGAAGACCUCGAAAAUAUAUAAAGAGGAACCAAAGCCAUUUUACAAUAAACAUAGUUCCUCUUCGAUUUAUUUAAGUAGUAGUACUAACUUUGGUUCAAAGAUCAGUAGCCAGAAUAGUACUACUUACAUAUCACCCGAGCCCGACUCGGGAGCUUCGCUUUAUACUAUAUUUUACGAUGCCAAAAACACAAAGUCGGUGACCGCUAGCUCAACCGCUUUUCGUGACUAUUUCGUCAUCGAAACGGAUAGCGUUUUCAGCUCUAAUGACACAAGCGAUCCACAUAUUUCUAGUAGCCUAACAAUAAGUGAGGAAAUGCAAGAACUUCAACAAAAACUCGAUAAACCAUCUGCAGAGGAUACACGCACAGAAAAUGUGGAUUUUAGGAGAUUCAUCGAUAUAGAUUAUGUAUCGCUACUCAUCCUGCAGCUAAUGUCAAAUAUGAAACCCAAAAAGGACACACAUCUUUUCGAAUUUCAUCCCAAGAUUACUAAUUAUAUGUAUUCUUUUUACUGGGAACAUUUAAAAGACGAUAGUUUAUUCUUUCAUUGGUUCGUCAGCGAGGGUUUUUUUCCGGCUCAUUAUCUUAUUUAUGUGAAAAAUGCCGAGGAACUGGAGGACGAUUCGUAUGAUCAGCUAGAUGAGGAGAUUAUGCAGUAUAUAGAUGUAGCAAAUGACGCUAACGCAAAACAAAUACAUUUAACAAGGCAAAUGGCGCACCUAAUGGUGACCUCAUAUUUUCGAGUUCUAUAUCAUAGAGCCAUAUCGAUUGAGUACCCCAUCCUAGAUAGAUAUUUGCUCAGAUGUCGCUCGGCCAUUUCUAUAGUUGAACUCUAUCAACAGGAGAGAGGUCGUAAUAUAUUGAAAAAUCGGGUCGAUUGUAAGCGACUUAUGAAUUGGGCCAUCAAAAACGAGGGUCGCGUUAAACAGCUGAACGACGAGCCUUUGUACUAUGCCGAGCAACGGGCUAGCAUUAAUACCUCCCUGGUUAUGCGUACCCCAAAUUUGGAGUGCUUCAAGGAGUUUUACACUCGUCAGGUAUUGCCCAAACCGGAUGCACUUGCCAUUAAUCCCAUGUUCAAAAAAAUUCAUUAUCCGAGAAUUAGAAAAUCUUCACAUAUAACGUUUGUGUGCCCCAUUCCUGGUUGCGCAACGAGUCUUAGCUCCGAGAUUCUUUUGGCACACUUUUUAUCCGAUCAUUGUCGCCGAUUGGAAGAACUUUGGCUUACAGAUCGUAUGAUUCUAUUGUUCUAUCCGUGUUCCUAUCCACCAAAUCAGAUUUACUGCAUUUGUGUAAUCGCCUUGUUGGCCAAAAUGCCCAACGAGAUUGUCCCGAUACCACAAGUUGUAUUUAACGAGGAAUUACCAACGAAAUAUCUAUAUUUUGCUGAACAUGGAGCAUGUUUCCUUAUGUUCGCUCCGGUUUCAAGAUCAUUAGUCGAGGGAAAGGCGACGCAUAAAAUUUCCGCGGAAAUAGAUGUUGAAAUGGAAUUAGACACUUUGUAUAUAUUUUGGCUAGCUAUUGCCGAUUAUGAACUCGAGGUAGCGGGAUGUCGACUUUUUUUGUAUGGCCAGGAUCGCGGUGUCAAGGCUAAGUCUCUAUUGACAUUUGUGAAAAUGUCCAAGUUUAAAGGUGUGGCCGAUUUGCUUGUAACACAUCCAGAUAGCUAUCUGGCCAUCGACUAUGAGGCAAUGGCUUCGCUGACCAAAAAUUUCAAGGACCUUCUUUAUAUCGAGGUACGAUACGUUAAUAAGUUGAAUGAGGAUCCCAAUAGUUCUGGUGAUGACAGUUUUGAUGCUUAAAUUACAGGAAGAACCUUUUAAUGAGGCAACUUGAAUGGAUAUUUGCAGGCAAUGUGCUUAUCAUUUUGAUACAUAAUUUAAAUAUAUUUUAUACUCCUUAAUAUUGCUCAAUAAAAAGACACUUGUGGUGGUGGGAAUAAAAAUACAAUAAUAU